AGAGAACCUUUUGGUUGCGGGUAAUUAGGGAGCCUUUGCAAUGGCGCCAAAGAAGGGGGAGAAGGGGAAGGAGAAGGCGGAGAAGACUGCCAAGGCGGUGAAGGGCGCAGUGGCCAGGAAGGUGAAGAAAAUCCGCACCAAGGUCCGUUUCUACAGGCCCAAGACGCUGGUCAAAGCCAGGAAUCCCAAGUACCCUCGAAAGUCCACGGAGAGCCGUGGUGACAAGCUGGACAAGUACCGCAUCAUCCAGUGCCCUGUGACCACGGAGUCGGCCAUGAAGAAGAUUGAGGAGAUCAACACCUUGGUGUUUCUGGUGGACAUCAAGGCCACCAAGCCCAAGAUCAAGGAGGCGGUGAAACAGCUCUAUGAUGUGAAGUGCGCCAAGGUCAACACCCUGAUCCGACCAGACGGGAAGAAGAAGGCCUACGUCCGCCUCACCCAGGACUAUGAUGCUCUGGACGUGGCGAACCGCAUUGGCAUCAUUUGAGCAUUUGGGUUUCUGUUGUAGUCAAAAAAAAACCUCAAGGCGAGCUCCCGGAAA
This is a messenger RNA of Effrenium voratum, 541 nucleotides long. The record is from the annotation of a GenBank genome assembly. NCBI's taxonomy places the organism in Eukaryota, Dinophyceae, Suessiales, Symbiodiniaceae.